AUGACAUAUAACUUUGAAAAAAUCCUUGGUAAAGGAGGAUUUGGAAUGGUCUAUCAUGGAACUGUAAAUGGUACUGAACAAGUAGCUGUUAAAGUGGAACUUCUUCCCAGAGUUCACCACAAAAAUUUAGUUCGCCUCGUCGGAUAUUGUGAUGAAGGAGAAAAUUUAGCUCUCAUAUACGAAUACAUGGCUAACGGAGACUUGAGAGAACAUAUGUCGGGAAAACGAGGUGGAUCUAUUCUGAAUUGGGAAACUAGACUAAAAAUAGUCGUCCAAUCUGCACAAGGUUUGGAAUACUUGCAUAAUGGAUGUAAACCACCUAUGAUUCAUAGGGAUGUCAAAACCACAAACAUAUUAUUGAAUGAGCAUUUUCAGGCUAAGUUAGCUGAUUUUGGACUUUCAAGAUCUUUUCCAGUUGAAGGAGAAACUCAUGUGUCCACGGUCGUUGCUGGAACCCCUGGAUACCUUGAUCCAGAGUAUUAUCGAACAAACUGGUUGAACGAAAAAAGUGAUGUUUAUAGCUUCGGAAUUGUACUAUUAGAGAUCAUCACAAAUCAGCCUGUAAUCAAUCAGAAUCGUGAAAAACCAUAUAUUGCAGAAUGGGUUGGGGUAAUGCUUACAGAAGGAGACAUCCAAAACAUUGUGGAUCCAAAACUCCAUGGAGAUUAUGACUCUGGUUCUGUUUGGAGAGCAGUUGAACUAGCAAUGUCGUGUCUAAAUCCUUCGUCAGCUAGAAGACCAACUAUGUCUGAAGUCGUUACCGAAUUAAACGAGUGCUUAGCAUAUGAAAACUCAAGGGAAGGAACAAGCCAAAACAUGACUCACAGAGUUCUAUAG
This is a messenger RNA of Brassica oleracea var. oleracea, 837 nucleotides long. RefSeq names its product receptor-like protein kinase At3g21340. Gene Ontology annotation, molecular function: protein kinase activity; ATP binding. The coding region runs from base 1 to 837 and encodes 278 amino acids. Lineage: Eukaryota; Viridiplantae; Streptophyta; Magnoliopsida; Brassicales; Brassicaceae. Gene Ontology annotation, biological process: protein phosphorylation. The record is from RefSeq and is a predicted model, not a curated record. The transcript has 5 exons.